This is a messenger RNA of Phlebotomus papatasi, 1271 nucleotides long. RefSeq lists its product as uncharacterized. The record is from RefSeq and is a predicted model, not a curated record. Lineage: Eukaryota; Metazoa; Arthropoda; Insecta; Diptera; Psychodidae. The coding region runs from base 186 to 1133 and encodes 315 amino acids. The transcript is spliced from 4 exons.
AGUGUUGUUCAUUCAUCUGAGUAGGAAUUACUGUCUAUAUAGUGAAUUUGUUGUGGCCAGCAAAACAGGGACAUUCAGGAAGUGGAAUAACGUGCCAAGAAGAGGAAUAUCCGUAGAAAUUAAGUGGAUUUUAAUUAUUGAAAUAUCCAGAAGAGCGUAUCUACCAACUAUCUGAAAGAAUCAAGAUGUUUUUCUGCCAUUUGUUGCUGAUUUCAUGUGGAGCCAUUGUGGCCAUUUCCAGCUGUGACGCUGCCAAAUCAACGUCCGAAAGAACGACCCUAGUGCAGCAGGAAGCGCAAGAGAGGCCAGAAGUAGUUGUUAGAAAUAGCGAAAGGGUGUUAAAUAAGAGAGGACUGGGUUUUGGCGGAGGUGUCAGUGCAUGGAAUGGGGCAGAUUGGCAAAAUGCCUGGUCACAGCCAUGGAACACUCCAUCCUUUGGCAAUGCUGGUUUUAGUGCUAGUUCAUCACAGCUUGGACCAUGGUUUGGCUCACAUAAAUACGUGCCAUCACCGGCGGAAGUGACGGCAGCAAUUGCGGCGGCCAAACAGGCGUCGGCGAACGUGCUCGUGGCUCAGCAGCAAGUUCUUGCUGCCAAAGAGAAUGUACUAUCACAGCAGAAAUUGGCGGCAGAACGUGAAACUCAAGCAUCGAUUGCACAACAAAAGAGUGAAGCUGCGGCGGCAAUUCAGCGUUCAGAGGCUGCGGCAGCGGCACAAGCAGUUAUUCUGGCACAGCAACGUUUAGCUUCAGCAAAGGCAGCAGUAGCACAUCAUCAGAAGAUUGCUGCAGCAAAGGAAGCACAGGCUGCAUCAGCAUUGCAAAGUUCUGCCCAUGCUGCAGCGGCUGAGAUUCAAAGGACAGAGCAUGAGGCAUCGAAAUUAUCCACUUAUCAGAGAAAUGACGCUGCUGCUGCUCUUCACCAUGUCACAGCCACAAAGGACGCAGCUUUGGCGCCUCUGACAAUCGGUAACAAUCGUCAACCCACAGUGACCUUCAGCCCAGUCCACUAUUCCUCGGCGUCGUGGAGUCCUGGUUUCGUAACCUCUGCCACACCCUCAAUUGCGGCUUAUUCAUCUGGUCCUUGGUCAUCUGCCCUUCUACCACAUCGCACGGGAUUGGGGUAUUGGGGCUAGGAAAUUGAUGGAUCUAUCUGCAGUGCCAGCAUGAUGAAUAUGUCCACCUCAUCCCAAAACUUUUGGUUGAAAAUUCACAUUGUAUAGAGGCAAUUUUACUGCCGUCAACAAAUAAAUGUUAACACAUUUCCCCAGCAA